Molecule: messenger RNA, 487 nt
Organism: Phanerochaete carnosa HHB-10118-sp
Lineage: Eukaryota; Fungi; Basidiomycota; Agaricomycetes; Polyporales; Phanerochaetaceae
Exons: 2
Coding region: 89-403 (104 amino acids)
Source: RefSeq, a predicted model, not a curated record
GCAGGGGCACCUCGCACAUGUCUUUCACGAACCCCCACGCCAUAUAUCACCGCAUCAUCUUGUAACAUACCACCACACUACAACUCUAAUGCUCGACAAAAUUAUCCCAAAGUCCUCCAGCGAUCCGAUCAAGUGUGGUAAGAAGGAAGUUCAAUCGUGGGGUUUUAAACACGUCUUCACUUGGACGGACGGACCUAACACACACUAUAAACCACACACACAUAACGGGCUCACGACUCACCUUAUCAUCAAUGGCGAAUUCACGAUGUGCUAUCCGGAAGAGGAACCGGGAAACAAGACGACAUUCGGACCCGGUGCACGAGUCGACGUCCCUGCCGGCAAGGUACAUGAAGUUUGGGUUGGGGGAAAGGGCUGCACAUACGUCAUUGGCGAAUGUGCCUGAUGUCCAGUGGAAGCCAUAAACUGCCAAACAUGUAUCUGUAUCCCGCGAACAAGCACACUUGCAGUCGUUCUCAUGUACGUGCAC